CGCCCGCCCGGGCCGCCCCAGCUCGGCGGAGAGCCUCUGCACCGCGCGUCUGCGGAGCCGGCGGAGGCGACAUCCUUGCGCCCAGUGCACACCGGAAGCUCCAGGUGCGAGGGCCAGAGACAGAGUCGCCAUCGCUUGGCAGUGCCUGUAGGACGUCGAGGCCCAGGCCCGCGGCCCCAUCGCACCCCAGAUCCCCCCACAUCCGGGACACAGUUAUGCCCCAUCCCUGACUGCGAGGCGAAACAGAAAGAGAGCAGCCGUCCUUCCCACCAUGAAGGCAGAAACAGCGCCCUCGGUCCCAGGGUCCCCAGCCCUGCCCAGCUGUGGCCUCUGGAACCUGCUGAGCAGCCGGAACCUGCUGAUGGCGGGGAUUGUGCUGGGCUCGCUCCUGGUCACCCACCUCCUGGUCGGCCUGUGGAUGCUCUGCCUCGUGUUUGCGCUGCUGCUGGUGCUGGGAGGGUGGCAGGGCCCCAGCGCCAUCAUGGGGGCCGGGCGGCUGCACCUGGAGUGCUUCUUCCCAGUGGCCGCCUGCUCUCCAGACCCCGAGGCGGAGAGGCAGCUGGAGCAGGAGAUCCACCGCACCAUCCAGAUGAUUAUCCGGGACUUCGUGUCAUCCUGGUACCGCUCCGUGAGCCAGGAGCCAGCCUUCGAGGAAGAAAUAGAGGCGGCCAUGAGAGGCUUGGCCCGGGAGCUGCGGAAAAGGAUGGGCACGGUGGACAGCCCUGCCCUUGCCCAGAGGGUCCUGACGCUCUGCGGUUGUCACCUGCAGAGCUAUAUGCGGGCGGCGAAGGAGGUGGCUGCAGCAGCAGGGAAGCAGAGCGGUCAGGUGGAGCCUUCCCAACUCUGGGAGGCUUACUGCAGGGCCGCCGCCCCACAUCCCGCGGUCCAAAGCGCCGGGGCUGAGGUUGCCUACACACGUCGCAUUGUGAGUUCGUUGCUUCAAGGACUAGUGCCCAAGCCCCACUUGGAGACUCGGACAGGACGCCACGUGGUGGUGGAGCUCAUUACUUGCAAUGUGAUCUUGCCACUGAUCAGCAAGCUGUCAGAUCCCGACUGGAUCCACCUUGUACUUGUGAGCAUCUUUUCUAAGGCUAGAGGUACUCCAGGAGGAGUAAAGUCACACUGCCCAGCCAGUGCCACGGGGCCCGAGCAGCCCUCGGUGCCCACAUCUCUGCCGCUGGUUGUUGAGGUACAGAGUCUGCCCGAGGCGAGAGCCCCCUCUCCAGCUGCAGCCCAGGGGCUCCUCAACUGUGAGGAGCCAGAGGGACAGUUACGCUCCUCCCCGGAAGUGGAAGAAGGCCAUGAAGCUGUAGAGGGAGAUGUGGGUGGAGCGCCAGAGGAAAGAAAAGGAGGAAACAGCUCCUCUCAUUUCCUACAGCCAGAUAUCCGAGGCCCUCUGUUCUUAUGUGAAGACGCGGAGCUGGAGUCUCCAUUGUCUGAACUCGGCAAAGAAACCAUCAUGCUCAUGACCCCAGGCAACUACCUGACUGACAGGCUCCAGGAUGCCCUGUGUGCCCUCGGGGGUUCCCAGUCUCUGCAGCCUAAGGAUGAUGAGGGUCCUGAAGGAGUUGAAGGAGCUGAGGCUGAGGAGGGUCCAGGAACAGAAAAAGAGACAGGUCUGGUCUCCACGUUGAAUUCCUGCCCAGAGAUCCAGAUUGACACGGCAGACAAGGAGGUAGAGCAAGAUGUCACCUCUCUUACAACUUUGUUGGCCAGUCCGGAAAGGACCUGCCCACCACGACCCUCAUGCUUGGAGAAAGACCUUACCAAUGGGGUGAGCUCCCUCGAUCCUAGUCUGCCACCGGUUCUGCUGUCCUCCUCUCCAGCUGGUUCUCUCAGCUCAGCAACCUUCAGCUUUGAGCCCCUGAGCAGCCCCGAUGGCCCAGUUGUCAUCCAGAACCUGCGUAUCACUGGCACCAUUACUGCCCGAGAGCACAGUGGCACGGGAUCCCACCCGUACACGCUCUACACGGUGAAGUAUGAGACGGCCCUUGACAGCGAGAACAGCAGCAACCUGCAGCAGUUGGCAUACCACACUGUUAAUCGCCGCUACCGCGAGUUCCUGAAUCUACAGACCCGCCUGGAGGAGAAAUCAGAUCUCCGCAAGUUCAUCAAAAAUGUGAAGGGUCCCAAAAAGCUCUUUCCAGAUCUCCCAUUUGGUAACAUGGAUAGUGACAGAGUAGAAGCCCGUAAGAGCCUCCUGGAAUCAUUCCUAAAGCAACUCUGUGCCAUUCCUGAGAUCGCUAACAGUGAGGAGAUGCAGGAGUUCCUCGCUCUGAACACAGAUGCUCGUAUUGCCUUUGUCAAGAAACCGUUCAUGGUCUCCAGAAUAGACAAGAUGGUGGUGAAUGCUAUCGUGGACACCUUGAAGACAGCAUUUCCUCGCUCUGAACCCCAGAGCCCCACAGAGGAGCUGAGUGAGGCCGAGACAGAUAGCAAGCCCCAGACAGAAGGCAAGAAGGCUGGCAAGUCCAGAUUGAGGUUCUCAUCCAGUAAGAUCGCUCCAGCGCUGAACUUGGCCAACACACAAGAGAAGGUUCUCUAUGGUCUCCAGGAAGGCACUGUGGAGUCGGAGGUCCUAUCCAUGUCUGGGAUGGAAGCCUUUAUUGAAAAACAGACAAAAUUACUAGCAAUGCAGUCAGCAGAUGCCCCAGAAAAGGAUCCUGACCAUACGCUCAAAGGAUCUGUGGAUGGUGACGUGUCAGAUGCAGCCGCGCCAGCCCAAGACCUCAGCAACAGUGACCCGGGAUCAGAGACGGAGUUAGCGGACACAGCCCUCGAUCUGCUGCACUUGCUGCUGAUGGAACAGUGGAGGUGGCUGUACACAGAAAACAUACAGAAAGUUCUUCAUCUUAUCUUUGGGACCCUCAUACAGAGGUGGCUAGAGGUGCAGGUAGCUAAUCUAACAUGUCCACAGUGCUGGGUUCGGUACCUCCGACUUCUCCGAGAGUCCAUCUGGCCGGGUGGGGUUUUGCCUAAGUACCCACGGCCUGUAAGGACCCAGGAGCAGAAGGUGGCAGCUGAGAAACAGGCUUUGCAGAGCCUUAUGGGAAUCCUGCCAGAUACUUUAGUGAAGAUCCUUGGGGUGAACAAAUGCCAGCUGAGCUGGAGUCUAGUCUUGGAGUCACUGCAGCAACCCCUCAUCAACAGGCAUUUGAUUUACUGCCUCUGGGACAUCAUCCUGGAAUUCUUGGAUCUCAGUGCCUCCGUUGAGGAGUCUGCCAUAAGCACCUCUGCCUCAGAUACCCCUGACAACCCCAAGAGGAUGGGUGUCUCCCUGUAGCCAUCGGUCAUUACCCAUUCUUCGAAGGUUGGGAAGGAGGGUCACUCUGCCACCAGGAACCAGUAGGAGGGCUUGCCCUCUGGGCUGUGGCUCAGAAGACAUGGGGCUCACUAGCACAGCUUUCCCUUAGUUCUUCUCCAUCUGAAGCAAGUGAUGGAGGGAUAUAUGUACCAGUUGUAUGCAUGUCCAAGUGUCAUACGUUUUUUGUGGUGUUGGGGCAUUGCUGGUGGGUAGAUUCUGUUUCCUUUGAAUAAGGAAUCUGUGAGUCCUUUUUGCCGUCCUCCAUAAGAUUGUUUGCUGGUAGCCUGGCCCUGUGCAGACAUGUACCAAAUCCACCAACAUACAAAUCUAUAUAAACCAAGAAAAAAAAUAGAUUUCUUUGGAGG
Messenger RNA from Myotis davidii, 3669 nucleotides. It is a transcript of the gene SNX19, whose product is annotated as sorting nexin 19. The record is from RefSeq and is a predicted model, not a curated record. The transcript has 11 exons. Gene Ontology annotation, molecular function: phosphatidylinositol binding. Gene Ontology annotation, cellular component: early endosome membrane; intracellular membrane-bounded organelle. Lineage: Eukaryota; Metazoa; Chordata; Mammalia; Chiroptera; Vespertilionidae. The coding region runs from base 272 to 3283 and encodes 1003 amino acids.